This is a messenger RNA of Aphanomyces astaci, 4032 nucleotides long. RefSeq lists its product as hypothetical. Gene Ontology annotation, biological process: mRNA cis splicing, via spliceosome. Gene Ontology annotation, molecular function: protein binding; RNA binding. The transcript has 2 exons. Bases 32 to 2554 code for a protein of 840 amino acids. Gene Ontology annotation, cellular component: U1 snRNP; U2-type prespliceosome. The record is from RefSeq and is a predicted model, not a curated record. NCBI's taxonomy places the organism in Eukaryota, Oomycota, Saprolegniomycetes, Saprolegniales, Verrucalvaceae.
CUUUGCUGGCAAUGGCGCGUAGAAAGGGCACAUGCCGCUGGUGGUGAUGAAGGAGCGAGCCAAGGUGAAGCGACAGGCGAGAGAUGCAAAGACACAGUUACCUCCUCUUAUCAAGCAGAAGGAUAACACUAUGGAUGAAGCGAUCGCGGAACUUCGGGAUUGUUUCCAGCGCCUAUGCUGUAGCGGGGACACCAUGCCGACAUCGCCGCAUCCGUCCAUCGCCCUGAGUUCUGCGCUCAUGGAGCACGGCAAGGCAUAUUGGCGACGUGUCGCGCUACGUGUCGUGUCUCAGCUGAAAGCCAUGUCCUCCGACGAGGUUGUCGUUGGAACCCCACGCCUUCACACCGCUCGACUCUUGCUGUUGUAUUACAUGAGUUGCGAUGCAUGGUGUGGUCCCAUGUUGAGUCUCGAGGGUGUGGUCCCAAUGUUGGUGCGUGAAUGCAUCCGGUACCACGCCACAUGCCUUUCGUCCAGUGCCACUGCGGCCGCCGUCCAGGAUCCCAAUGGCAGUCCCCGCGGGCUUAUUCCCUUAGGCGAGACUUCUCCCGACUUCCAACUUCUUCCUCGUCUUUCCACGCUUGAUGUGCCUGUGGAUUGGUUUCGGUACACCCAUCGCGCCUUGUGUCUGGAGUUGCUCCGCCACGAUCAGAUGGACUUUGUAGUGCCAAUAGGGGCGCAAUCGAUGCUUUGUCUCUUGACCAAGUCGCCCCUUCCUCAAAGCGAAGUCGACGAGUACGACGCCGUCCACGCCACAAGUACGACUCGACACGACGCUAUUUCUCCUAUGUCCAUCUCCAAACUGCCGAUUUCGUCGUCCAUAUUCACCUUUUCCCAUUCCGACAGCCGCCAACAAGACGACCCACAGACCAGCUUUAUCGACUCGACGGAGCAAGACCGCUUACUUGGCCACGUGGCAUCCAAUCCGUCGUUCCACAUCCACUUGGUUGUCCGCACUUUGACCUGUAUCAUGUCCACAGCGCGUGGCCUGGAGCGGCGGCGCUUGCUCGCCGAUGGCGCCGCGCAUGCCCUGGCUCUACUCGCCACGUCGUCACACGUUCCCGACCAAUGUGACACCGUCCGGUAUCCUCCCGUGCUUGAGCGUCUACUGAGUCUGUCGUUCGUGCGGCAGAUGGCCCAUUCCGGACUGGCAGCUAUCUCGACAGACGAGUUGCACCGACUAGUAGUCGAUAGUCAUGAUCCCAUCGCAUUAUUGUCAUCGCCAUGCCGCCACCACCACCAUCCGUCGUCGGUCCUUCUGACCCAUGACAAGCUGGAUACGAUCGUGGGCCAUCGCUCCGACGCGCUCAAGCGCCAUGCCGUCGACGCGCGACGACGGGUUCAAGUCGACGCUUGUGUUCGGAAUCCCGCAAACUCGAUCGAAGCACGCCUACGUGCCGUCACGUCCUUUUCUUCGUCGUCGGUACCCCAGCCCCCCUUGCAAAAGACCAAAUUUGCCAAGGCGGAUGUAAUUUCAUGGGUGCGCCAUGCCGAUGCUGUGACAAGGCACUUGCUGCACAGUUUAGCUGUCCUACAUGACGCGGCCACUACGUCUGGUGGCCCUUCGUCGUCGCUCAAGUGCUGGCUAGCUCAAGCCGACCGCGCCCGCGGGGAAGCGGCGGGUAUCAUGGCACGUCAAGUGCGCGAACUCGAAUGCAUGGCGCUGCAAGACAAACCCCCCGAGACGGAAAUCGAGCGCAAGGCGCGUCUCCAGGCCAAGGCCCAAGCGCUGGCGAUACGGGCAGAGGAGAAGCGGCUGGCAGACGAACUUCAUGUGCGGCGCCUGCGCGACGCCAAGGCCGAGCAGGAGGCCCGCCUCGAUAUGACCCGGGAAGACCGAUACGUUCCCCUUCACAUUCAGACCGACCAAGAGCGGGAAGCGGCGGCCGUGGCGGUUGAGGCCGCGCGUGUCGCGGCACUACGAGUCCUAGUGCGCGAACGUCGACUGCAGGACGUGGAAGAGUGGCACAUGCGUGAACAAGACGCACUCGCGCGCCAAGUUCGCCGCUACCAGUGGGACCUGGACGAAGCCGCGUUUCUUGUAGCGCGGCAGCGAGAAGCCGACGAAUCCCAUCAUAUGCACGCCGAAGACGUGUACGGACACAGGACGUGGCCACUCGUGGAUGCCGCGCAAGAAGAGGCUGAUUUCCGCGCCAAGUUGGCGGCGAAGAAGGCGGAGCGGGCGGCAGUGAGGCGCGCGCGGCGGCAGGCCCAACAUCCUGCCCUGUAUGCAAAAGAGUGGGAAGUGGUCACGUUAGACGAUGGCGGGUCGUACUUUCGAAAUAUCGUGACGGGGGACGUCCAGUGGACAGAUCCAUGUGCGCCAACCACCACUACCACGGCGGCGGCAUGGGAGCCCGCGGCGGACGAUGUCGGACGAACUUACUAUGUGAAUACCGCGACGGGCGAGACGGCGUGGACGGCUCCGGAAGGCGCCGCGAUGGAAGGCAAAGUACAGGUAGACCAAUGGGAUGAAUUCAAGACAGAUGAUGGAGUCGCGUACUAUGUCCACCGCACCACGGGUGACAGUGUAUGGGAAAAGCCCGUAGCGUCGUAGUUUGUGCAGUUAAGAUGGUAUGAAUAUACUAUUUAGUACAAAGUAGACUUGUAUUAGUCGAUUCGUGCCGAAGUGUUAACGUUGUUUACACCAAGUCGUUGGUGGGAGUGCUACUUCCAUCAGGGGACAGCGACCACACAAGCAGGCUCAGGAGCAACAGAAGCAGUUGGUUCCGCGGGUCUUCCUUCAACCACUGCAUGAGCGACCCUACUUCGCAUCGUACAUCCGUCCCGGUCGUUGUCACAAUAGAGGCAUCCGGCCACGGCGUCGUCGUCCCCUUGUCUUCCUCUCCGUCCUCUUCAUCCUCUUCGUCCUCUUCUUCUUCAUCUUCGUCGUCGGGCACCGUCAGAGGCUCGAGUUUCGUGUGCGCAUUCGCAUCAGUCGUUGUCGAUGCGAUUGGUGUUACUUUGAGAGGCAAUUGGAUGGCGGCACUCAACGCGUCCAACCAUUCCGUGCCUUCCGCCACAGAUUCCGCUCUCAGCACGACCACGUCGCCCGACACUUGCGUGAUCCCGAGCACCAUGUGCGGUAGUUUGCGCAGCUCCACGAGCAUGUCUUCGUGAGUAGAUAGGUCCUGCACAUGACAGCAUCGGGGGAGCAUCACCACCUCCUUGGGUCUCCGUCCUGUUGUGGGUCUGUGCUUGUGCGAAAACAGGCUCAGCACGACCCCGUCCAGACGACACCACCGCCGCGACCACUUCGUCAGCACGACCUUUCGGCGCUGCUUGUUGUAGAGCCACAAGUACCCAACCUUGAAAGUGCGACUUGUAGGGGCGGUGGCCAGCGGGUGGUACGUGGGCACUUGUGCUAGAUCCAGCAGGAGCGGCAGCCGCUGCAUCAACUGCGCGCGCGCAUCGGACGCCGCGUGGUAGCCAUAGAAGACGCUUUGAAUCGCCGAGCCCACUUGGCCGUGGCUCGGUUGAUGUGGUGGCGACAGUGUCGUUUGUCCCGAUGAUGUCGACUCGAACAACAUGUGACAGGUGCCGUCCGGAUGGAUGGCCAGCAGCACCGCCUCGUCUGGGUGUACUACCGUCAACAUGCUCGAAUUUGAACCCCACACGUCCGUCACGGCUUGGGCUUCGUGGUCGCAAUGCGCAUUUCGGAGCAACGACGCCAGCAACGCAGCAAUCCCCGACAACGAACAAGUGGACAUGACGACCAAAAGCGAAGGAACUUGACGAACGCGCCGGUCGUAAACGCCAUGGAAAAGUCGGGAUCCGCCGCGAGGCUGCCGAACGACAGCCCCUUGAACCGCACGAGGUGGGAGGACGCACCCGCGGCGUCCACGUACAGCCCCACGGUCCACCGAGCUUCCCCUUCGUCCGCCGAGCCGCAGGUACCAAGCAAGACGAUGGACGUGCCUCCGGAUAUAGAGGAGGCGGCCAGAGUGCCGGGGAACACGACGGCCGAGGUUAGGUCGAUCAGAGGUCCAAACGUGGACGAGAAAGGGACCAUGUCGUCGUCGUCGUCGUUGUUGG